Molecule: messenger RNA, 1554 nt
Organism: Diversispora eburnea
Lineage: Eukaryota; Fungi; Glomeromycota; Glomeromycetes; Diversisporales; Diversisporaceae
Source: the annotation of a GenBank genome assembly
AUGGAAUUGAAGAAGACAAUCUUAAUCGGAUUAAGCACUGUUGGAAUAGUUGGAGUUGGUUAUGCCAUAUACUGGGAUCAUAUGAGGCGAACUAACCCCGAAUUUAAAAAGAAGUUGAAGGAAAGUAAAAAACGGGCCGCGAAACAAAAAAAGGCAGCAGAAAAAGAUGCUAAAGUAAAAGCAGCUGGUUUCGUUAGAAAAGCUGUUGAAGAAGUUGCCAAUGAAUCUUUGCCCGUUGAUGUCUCUGCCAAAGAAAAAUACUUUAUGGAACAAGUUUCCAAAGGCGAAUCUUUACUUUCUGGUGGUGAAGAUUGUUAUCUUGAGGCCGCUCUUUGUUUCUAUAAAGCUUUGAAAGUAUAUCCUAAUCCAGUUGAACUGAUAAUGAUUUAUCAAAAGACAAUUCCAGAUUCUGUAUUUAAUUUGGUUUACGAAAUGAUGAGUCUCGAGGUUAAGAAAAAACAAGCUGAAUAUUUUGACAACUUUCCACCUAAAGAAAUGAAUGUAAAAAUAGAAGAGAUUAGUCAAAAUUCCUCUUAUGAUGAUCAUGUACGUCGUGGACUCUUUGCCACAAAGAAUUUUUCUCCUGGGGACGUUAUUUUUAGUGAACAACCUAUUGUAUCAGCUCUUGAUCCUAGUCUUGAGACUGGCGAUUAUUGUAGUUAUUGUCUUAAAGAGCUUACUGGUGGACCAAUCAGUGAAGAGGCUGACCUCUUUGAAGCUGUUUAUUGUUCCAAUAUUUGUAAAGAUCAAGCAACCGAAGAGUAUGCCACACUUCUUUUUAUCAGUUCUGAUCAAAAUGAUUCCGAAAGUAAAGAAGCUCGGCUAGUCGAAUUGGUGAAAUCAGGAAAUGUUAAAUAUCCAUUGAUUAUUGCUCGAUUUUUAUCUAAAAUGGUUUAUGAAGAAACGCAAAAAGUUGCUUCAGGUGUUGAGGAAGAAUAUUCUACUUGGGAUCAUAUUGAACGAUUACGCUUCUUGAGUGUGCCGGCUACAGAUAAGGAAGUCAAAGAAAUUAAACUUUUGAGAGAUUUGUUCGCAAGAAAAGUUCCAGGAAUGGAAGAAUUCAUUUCUGAGGAAAGGUAUUUAAUGCUUAAAGGCAAACUUAUGUAUAAUGCUUACGGUAUAAAUACUUCUCGAAGUAAUGAGAAUAUAAGAGAGAAUACAGAUGAAACUGUUCGUUCAAGUAGAGGCCCUGUAAUCGGGGCCGGUUUCUAUCGUGUUGCUUCUUAUAUAGCUCAUUCGUGCGAUUCCAAUACUGAGACGAGAUUUCCAAAUAGAAAUAAUGAAUUAUCAAUUGUGGCUACAAAACCAAUUAAGGCAGGAGAUGAAUUGAAAAUUAGUUAUAUUAGAACUGGACAAAGGGAUUCGGAAAAUAGAAGGAGUGAAUUAGAAACAAAAUGGAGAUUUAGGUGUACAUGUACUAAAUGUCUAAAGGAAUCCGAUGAAUAUCCCAAUCUGAAGGAAUCUCCCAAUCAAAAGGAAUCCGAAGAAUAUCAAGAAUAUGUCAAUCUAAACGAAUCCGAAGAAUAUCAAGAAAAAUAUCCCAAUCCUGCUUGA